Messenger RNA from Xylaria bambusicola, 351 nucleotides. RefSeq lists its product as uncharacterized. NCBI's taxonomy places the organism in Eukaryota, Fungi, Ascomycota, Sordariomycetes, Xylariales, Xylariaceae. The record is from RefSeq and is a predicted model, not a curated record. The transcript is spliced from 2 exons. The coding region runs from base 1 to 351 and encodes 116 amino acids.
AUGGCUUUCGAGAACAGGCCCUUCACGCGAGUGAUAAUUGUCGACCUCGAACAUGAUCUUAGCUAUAAUGAAGCUGGUGUUGCUCAAGCAAUGAACAGUCAAUUCAGACAAUCCUUAGACGGCUACAGAAAAUGUACAGUAAUCUGGCAGCCGCUUGAUAACUAUAACGAAACGACUAUGGGCUCGCCGGUUGGAAGCAUCGGCCUAGUGCAUUGGAUUGAGGGACGCUAUACCGAGGCCUUCGACACAUUGCAUGAGAUCAAGAGGAUAUACGAACGUAACUACAGCGUUGAUGAUACCAGGACUUUCAAUAUGAUGGCCGGGCGCUUAAUCAAUGAUAAGCCACUCUAG